CGUUGUGACGUUGUGGGCGGGGCCGGGCGGGCUCUCCCUCGGGUGCUUAGCCCCGCCCCCGUCCCGCUCCCUGCCCUUUUGCUGCCGCGCCGCUGCUGGCUCCUGUCCCUGGACCCCUACCAUGGAGAAGACCGUUGAAGAUCCCCCCACAUCAGCUGUCUUGCUGGAUCACUGUCAUUUCUCUCAGGUCAUCUUUAACAGUGUGGAGAAGUUCUACAUCCCUGGAGGGGAUGUCACAUGUCAUUACACCUUCACCCAGCAUUUCAUCCCUCGUCGAAAGGAUUGGAUUGGCAUCUUUAGAGUGGGAUGGAAGACAACCCGUGAGUAUUACACCUUCAUGUGGGUUAAUUUGCCCAUUGACCUAAACAACGAAUCAGCCAAACAGCAGGAAGUCCAAUUCAAAGCUUACUACCUGCCCAAGGAUGAUGAGUAUUACCAGUUCUGCUAUGUGGAUCAGGAUGGUGUGGUCCGGGGAGCAAGUAUUCCUUUCCAAUUCCGUCCAGAAAAUGAGGAAGACAUCCUGGUUGUUACCACUCAGGGAGAGGUGGAAGAGAUUGAACAGCACAACAAGGAGCUUUGCAAAGAAAACCAGGAGCUGAAGGACAGCUGUGUUAGUCUCCAGAAACAGAAUUCAGACAUGCAAGCUGAGCUCCAAAAGAAGCAGGAGGAGCUAGAAACCCUACGGUGCAUCAAUAAGAAGUUGGAACUGAAAGUGAAAGAGCAGGAGGACUAUUGGGAGACAGAGCUGCUUCAACUGAAAGAACAAAACCAGAAGAUGACCUCAGAAAACAAGAAGAUGGGAAUCAGAGUGGAUCAGCUUCAGGCCCAGCUGUCAACUCAAGAGAAAGAAAUGGAGAAGCUUGUUCAGGGAGAUCAAGAUAAGACAGAGCAGUUAGAGCAUCUGAAAAAAGAAAAUGACCACCUCUUUCUCAGUUUAACUGAACAGAGGAAGGACCAGAAGAAGCUCGAGCAGACAGUGGAGGCGAUGAAGCAGAAUGAAACUACUGCAAUGAAGAAGCAACAGGAAUUAAUGGAUGAAAACUUUGAUCUGUCAAGAAGACUGAGUGAGAACAAAAUGAUAUGUAAUGUUCUGCAGAGAGAGAAAGAGAGAUUAGAAGGAGAAAAUGAUCUAAUAUUUGUUGCCUUGGGGGAUAGGGGAAUAGCAUCCUACAUAACUUUUAUUCUAGUGGGGAAAUACUUCCCUUCAGCACAACUUUUUCAUUUUUCUCUGCUGCCGAACCAGGAGCAGAAGUGGUGGUCCGUACCAGUGCUGGACACAUGGUAUCCAAGAAAGUUCUUCCCCAAGCUCACUCUCCAUCAAGAAAUGCCCCAUCUGCAAAGCAGAUGAUAUUUGUGAUCACACCUUGGAGCAACAGCAGAUGCACGCCCUUUGUCUGAAUUGUCCAAUUUGUGGCAAGACCUUCCCGGCAAGAGAGAAGCAGAUCUUUGAAGACCACGUGUUCUGCCACUCUCUAUGAGCAUCCCAGCCUCUUGGAUAUAUACAGAGAUUUUAUAGAGUAGAACCUAUAGCUUCUACCAUGAGUUAUAUGAGUCAAGGUCCUGCCUAACCUGAAAUUACUAGAGAUUUACUCAGCCCUGCUGCCACUAACAGUGGAGUCAUGUCACUUAUCUGAAGGACACUGUUAAGAGCUUCUAGUGCCAUCCUGUGGGUUACUACCUUUAAGUCACAUAACUUUAGCUGUAUCAUCCUCUCACCUAUCAUUCUUCCAGGGGUCUUCAGUACAAGGUUCCUGAGAUGGAGCCAACCUAGGUAUUCACAACAGGCCUGACUUGACACUAAAUCAUUAGUUUUCCAAGUUGUCCCACUGCCAUUCAGGGCAGGCAUUGAGUGUAUUUGUUCUCAGUCCUAACCCUGGAGCCAGCGAUUGGUCCGAGGUUGAGAAUUCCUUUCUCCUCCUCCUCCUCAGUGUUGCUUUCUCCAACUGAUUGCUUUAGACUAGCCAAAAAUGGCACAGCAAAGAGCUCAGAAGUCCAAUUUGGAUACCAAAGCUUUCUCAUGUAAAUUUCUCAGCCCCAAAAGAAGCAUCUUAUUCCUGAACCUUAGACAGGAAUUGUUUCAGUCACAGAAAGCUUUUCUGGGUACCUCUGGUUAACAUUUUCUACUCUCUGAUCUUUCCUAUGUACAUAACUUUUAUUGUUAUAAAUUUUUUCUUAAUGGUUAAAUAGGGAUUGUGAGAAACUAUGGGUUUGCAGUUUUCUGAGCAGGUGAGUUUUGAAUAUGGAUAAGUCAGAAUAAUGAGACAACUAUUGUUAAUCACUUUAAUACUAAAAAUAAAUUACUCUUCUGUUUCAGGGACUUAGGUAACUUAAACCUUCAGUUUAUGGCCUUUUAUUUUGAA
Molecule: messenger RNA, 2360 nt
Organism: Cebus imitator (Panamanian white-faced capuchin)
Lineage: Eukaryota; Metazoa; Chordata; Mammalia; Primates; Cebidae
Gene: CALCOCO2
Product: calcium binding and coiled-coil domain 2
Exons: 13
Coding region: 122-1348 (408 amino acids)
Biological process (GO): positive regulation of autophagosome maturation; xenophagy
Cellular component (GO): PML body; autophagosome
Source: RefSeq, a predicted model, not a curated record